Molecule: messenger RNA, 1242 nt
Organism: Hemisphaericaspora subhashii
Lineage: Eukaryota; Fungi; Ascomycota; Pichiomycetes; Serinales; Debaryomycetaceae
Gene: WSC4
Product: Wsc4p
Exons: 1
Coding region: 1-1242 (413 amino acids)
Source: RefSeq, a predicted model, not a curated record
AUGAUUAAUUUAGCACUACUACUAAUAUGGAUAUUAUCAUCUACAACACAUGCAUUAUCACUUAAGUACUGUUCUAAAACUAACCUUGGAAGCGGUUCAUCCCCAUUAAUCAACGAAUUCAUGUCAAAUGGGUUAUGUCAUGAUAAUUGUUUAGGACAGAAUUUUGCCGUAGCCAUCGUAUCAGGGACCGAUUGCUACUGUUCCGAUGAUGUACCUGGAGACACAGUCUCGAUGACGAACUGUAAUAUUGGUUGCCCUGGAUAUAGCGAGCAGGAGAAUUGUGCAGGCAAUAAUUAUUAUGGAUAUAUAAUCCUAAGUAAUCCUUCAUCGACUGUUUCGAAGGGCCAGCCAACAGAUGACAGUAGCAGCAACCAAGAUGAAGAUAAGACGGUAGGCACAACAUUAAUUACUCAAACUACACAAGUCACCAAAGUCCAUGAAACAAGUGACAUUGUCAAAGUUACAAUGAUUGUAUCAACAACACCAGCCACAUCAUCAUCCGCCACAUCCACGUCUUCGUCACUGGUGGUGAUUGAACCAUCCACAGUUUACUCAAUUGUCACAGUCAAUGGUAACACAUCACAAACAGUUAAGACAUUAUAUAUAACCCACACACCAAGUGAUGUUGCUUCACCCUCAUCAACUGCAAAUGAUUCAUCUUCUAUUGGGUUGCAUGCACAGACUAGUGUUCUGACUGAAAAUGCCAGUUCCACAUCCAAUUCGCCUGAAGAAAAAUCUACAUUUUUUGAUAACAAAGGAAAGGUAGCAGGUACAUUUACAGCAGUAGGUAUUGUUGUGGCUGGAAUAGUUUCAACCAUCUUAUAUUGUUGCUGUUGUCGUAAAGGAGGACAUGAUGAUGAUGAUGGUUACACCGAUGAAGAAAGUCAAAUUUCCUCAGACAUGUCAGUGGGAAAUGAGAAGAAAGUCGCUACUUCAAUUAAGAGAGAAGACUCAACUAAGUCUUUAUUCAAAUUGUUCUCGAAUGAAAAAGAUGGAGUGAAUCGAAGUUCUUCGAGAAAGAAAUUGAUGAAUAGAAGAAGUGGAAGUGGAGGCAGUGGAGAUAGUUUGGAUAAUGUGAUUAUGUUUCCAAUAAACGAGGUUGACACUCGUAUGGAUCCUCAUACAAUGUUUUUGAAUCACACUUAUUCCAGAAAUACCCUCGAUGAUGAGGUUGACUAUCUGAGGAAGUUGAAAGUUGUUAAUCCCGAACAAGGUCUGAUUACCCCUCGAGGGCCGAUUUAA